Molecule: messenger RNA, 7162 nt
Organism: Labrus bergylta (ballan wrasse)
Lineage: Eukaryota; Metazoa; Chordata; Actinopteri; Labriformes; Labridae
Gene: lrrc8aa
Product: leucine rich repeat containing 8 VRAC subunit Aa
Molecular function (GO): protein binding
Source: RefSeq, a predicted model, not a curated record
AGCAGGCAGCAGCCAGCAGUCGACUUCGCGCGAGCCGUCGGCCCGUGCCUUCAUGUGCGGUUUUCUCCUCCGUCACUGUCGUACGGGGGGGCUCCGGCCCGGUGUCCGACCUGCCACAGCCGCUGAGAAACGUUUGAGAAAUGUGUCACCCGUGUGCGGAGGAGGCGAGAGACAGCAGCUUUAAUAAAACAGAUAAACCAUCAUGAUUCCCAUCACAGAGCUCCGGUACUUUGCUGACACCCAGCCAGCGUACCGUAUCCUGAAGCCAUGGUGGGACGUUUUCACGGACUACAUCUCCAUAGUCAUGCUGAUGAUCGCGGUGUUCGGUGGUACGCUGCAGGUCACGCAGGACAAGAUGAUCUGCCUGCCUUGCAAGUGGGUAGUCAACAAGUCCUGCGAGAAAAUGCCCAUGCCAAAUGUGAGCAUCCCCUACGCACCAGAACCCAAAGGCAUCCAGUAUGACCUCGACCGCCACCAGUAUAACUACGUCGAUGCUGUCUGCUAUGAGAACAAACUCCACUGGUUUGCCAAAUAUUUCCCAUAUCUGGUGCUACUCCACACUCUGAUCUUUCUGGCCUGUAGUAACUUCUGGUUCAAGUUCCCCCGCACAAGCUCCAAACUGGAGCACUUUGUCUCCAUCCUCCUUAAGUGCUUUGACUCCCCAUGGACAACAAGGGCUUUGUCUGAGACCGUGGUGGAGGAGAGCGACCCCAAGCCUCUGGGGAAAAUGAACGGUUCUUUAGACAAGAAGGCCUCGUGCGUGAGCGAAGACGUGGAGGCCAGCGUGCCAAUGCUCCAACGAACAAAGUCAAGAAUUGAACAGGGAAUCGUAGAUCGCUCUGAAACUGGAGUUCUUGAUAAGAAAGAAGGGGAACAAGCCAAGGCUCUUUUUGAGAAGGUGAAGAAGUUCAGGAUCCAUGUAGAGGAGGGGGACAUUGUGUACCGCCUCUACAUACGUCAGACCAUCAUCAAAGUAAUCAAGUUUAUACUGAUAAUUAGCUACACAGCCUACUAUGUGCACUACAUCAGGUUCAGUGUGGUGUGCACGGUAAACAUUCAGAAACUAACAGGAUACAGCACAUUUUAUUGCGCUCACCCUUUGGCAACUCUUUUCAAGAUAUUAGCCUGCUUCUACAUCAGCUUGGUGGUAGUUUACGGUCUGAUCUGCAUGUACACUCUCUGUUGGAUGCUCAGCCGCUCCCUCAAACGAUACUCCUUCGAAUCAAUCCGUGAGGAAAGCAGUUACAGUGACAUCCCCGACUUGAAGAACGACUUUGCCUUCAUGCUGCACAUGAUCGAUCAGUAUGACCCUCUUUACUCCAAGCGCUUUGCCGUGUUCCUGUCAGAGGUGAGCGAGAACAAGCUGAGGCAGCUGAACCUGAACAACGAGUGGACGCUGGACAAACUGAGGCAGCGCAUCACCAAGAACUCGCAGGAGAAGCUGGAGCUGCAUCUGUUCAUGCUCAGCGGGAUCCCGGACACAGUGUUUGAUCUGGUUGAGCUGGAAGUGCUCAAGCUGGAGCUUAUCCCCGAUGUAACCAUCCCGCCAAUCAUCGCCCAGCUCACCAACCUGAGGGAGAUGUGGCUCUAUCACACGCCCGCCAAAAUUGAGGCUCCAGCUCUAGCUUUCCUGAGAGAGAACCUGAAGUCGCUACAUAUCAAGUUCACAGACAUCAAAGAGAUCCCACUGUGGAUCUACAGCCUGAAGAACCUCACCGAGCUGCACCUUACUGGGAAUCUGAGCGCUGAGAACAAUCGCUUCAUUGUCAUCGAAGGUCUACGGGAGCUCAAAAGGCUCAAAGUUCUACGUCUGAAGAGCAACCUGACCAAGCUGCCACAGGUGGUGACAGACGUAGGCGUGCAUCUCCAGAAGCUCUCCGUCAAUAACGAGGGAACCAAACUGAUGGUGCUCAACAGCCUGAAGAAAAUGGUCAACCUGACAGAGCUUGAGCUGGUUCGCUGCGAUCUCGAACGCAUCCCACACUCCAUCUUCAGUUUGCACAACCUGCAGGAGAUCGACUUGAAAGACAACAAUCUGAAGACAAUAGAGGAGAUCAUCAGCUUCCAGCACCUGCACCGCCUCGUGUGUCUGAAGCUGUGGUACAACCAGAUCGCCUACAUCCCCAUUCAGAUCGGGACGCUCACAAACAUGGAGAGGCUGUAUCUGAACAGAAACAAGAUCGAGAAGAUCCCCAGUCAGCUUUUCUUCUGCCGCAAGCUGCGCUUCUUAGACCUGAGUCACAACAAUCUCACCAGCAUUCACGCUGACGUGGGCUUCCUCCAGAACCUGCAGUACUUCGCAGUCACGGCCAACAGGAUUGAGACUUUGCCCCCGGAGCUGUUCAAGUGCAAGAAGCUGCGAACUCUGAAUCUGGGAAACAACUGCCUGCAGACGCUGCCCUCACGCUUUGGGGAGCUCACCGGGUUGACACAGUUGGAGCUGAGAGGGAACCGGUUGGAGUGUCUCCCAGUGGAGCUCGGUGAGUGUCGGCUGCUGAAGAGGAGCGGCCUGGUGGUGGAGGAGGACCUUUUCAACACACUGCCGACAGAAGUCAAAGAGCAGCUCUGGAGGGCUGACAAGGAGCAAGCUUGAGCCUAAACCUCCUUUUCUCGUAAAAAUACGAGAAGUUUUGACUGAAGGAACAAACAAGCAAUCAUUUAGUUUUUUAAAGAAUGGCAGAUCUCUCAGUAUUUGCAGCAGAGUCGGACAUGCAGGGUCAGAAAGGCGAUGGCUUGUUGGUGCUUCCUUUGCAGGAACUAUAGAAGCACCGAUGUCAACCUUUAAGACCUCAAAGGAUGUCACUAGUUUCUCAUAAAGCUCAACAAAGACAGGUGGUUCAGCAAUGUGGCUUUCCUGUUAAAUCCUCCGAUAUUUAAUGCUGCAAGGAUGCCAGCAGCUGAUGUAGAAUUUGCAUGUCACUGCAGGACCACGCUCAAGCAAACCUGUUUUCAUUUGAGAGAUACAAACAAACAAAUAUAUAAACUUUGCAUGGAUCAGCCCCGCCACAGUGAGCCCAAUGUGCUCACUAUUUCUCAUUUGCUGAUCAUGCACAAAUUAAACCAGUCCAAAACAGUAUUUGCCUAACCUUUCUCUGGCCUUGAGACUUCAGUCUUACUCCUGACAUUUUUACUUUUGCAGCUGUCAGAGUACUGGGUGCAGAUGAAGAUGUAGGUAAAUAAAAGAAAGUGAAACCAGCAGCCAAUUUGUUGGGGCAUGAAGGUUUGCUCCUGUUGUUUUCUCCAGACGUUGUGGUUGCUCAACAUGCUUGGAGGCUUCUUUUUAUGUGAGUGAAAACCUACUCUGAAAGAUGAACAGAUGAACCUGCAGCUGAUCUCCCAGCUUUGGCCUUAACUCGGAGGGAGGGACUGAUGCAACGGCAUCACAGCAACGCUGUCAGAUAUUCAGCGGAGCACGAAUGAGAACAAACUUCACAGUACAAUGUCUAAAUAACCCACGGUUGUUAAUUUAUAACGUCUGCCUAUGUGGCAGGAGAUUUCUUAACAGUGGGGGAGUAACACUUCAUUCUUCUUGGACUUCUUAUUUUGCUUCAAUCUUUACCUUGUUUUUGUUUAUUUUUUGCAUGACUAAAAGCAUCGCACAUUAUUUGCGUGUCUUAUCAAUGUUUAUGAGAUUGACAGAGAUCAGGCCUUUUUUUAAAGGAGGUUAAUAAUUUAUUUAGACGUCAAGUAACAUGAUUUUGUAUUUUCUAAUGCUACCACACACUAGUUUCAUGUUGGGCCCGUUUUUUGGCCACUUUUUUGCCUUUAUUAGAUCGGAAAACUGAAGAAAGAGAUUGAAGGGAGAGAGAAAGGAUGACUUGCAGUAAAGGGCCGGGAUGAGUUUGUGCAUUAGUGAGGUUUGGCAUUUUUAACAUGCUAUUUGGUGAAUGGAUAACAUUGAGAUAAUACCAGAUCAAGUAGAAGUUAUUGACUGAAGGCCACACAUAGAACACAAGACAUUGAGUUUAUUUUGGAACUAAGUCAAAAUCUUAAGUGGAGUUUGUUUAUUUGAAGGCUUUACUGACUAUAUCAAUGAAAAAAAGGUGUCCCAUGGCUGGUUGUCCCUGUACCGAAAAAACUACAGGUUCGAAAACAUUCAGAAAACUCUCAUUUUAUUUCUUUGUUUUUAUGAGAUAAAAUAAACAUGCAAGCUUGCACAAUUCUUAUCACGCACCCUGUAGUUGAUGCAGACCAAUAAAACAAGGAAUCGUAGUACUUGUAUGCCCAUUAUGAUCUUGAAUUAUGAGACUUGAGAUAAUGAUUAUCCUGCAGAUAUGAGACAGGAGAGGUUUAACUCGCUGCCAGGUACUGCCAAUCUGCAAAGGAAAAUGUGAGGAUGUUUGUGACUUAACGUGCUGUUUGUAUGCUUGGUCCCUCUAUUUAUCAUGCUCAGUUUACUCCAAAAUGUCCAAUUAUCCAAAAUGAGGACAAACAGGAGUGUAGGAAACUGACGACUAACAAGGGAAACAUUUGUGAGCUUGAAACACUUUUCUUGUUACGGCCUUGGAUUUACUAGCAUCAUUUGGAGUAACCCUGCUAUGUUCACUCCACCCCGGCAUCUCGUUGCUAAUAUGGCCUUAAUCUUUUACGAGCUCUACGCCCUGUUAAUGAUCACAAACAUCACAUUCAUGUCUUGUUUUUCAUGUGUUGUUGUUAAAUGUAUAGCUUGUUUUGUACAUUUCAGGGGUAUGGUGUGUGCUCUUAUUGUUACCAGCUGUUUUACUUUGAGUUCAGCUUUUUUCAAGAGAUUUAAGGGAAGUUUUUUUACUGUGAUGAGACAAUUGCACCUUUGUUCACAGUGAGGUUUUUUUUUUUUUCACUGAGGCCUUGGCUGAAUCCAAAUGCCCUUCUUGGGGUCAUUAGUGAAGUGCUCCCUACGCAGUCCUGCUCUGAACGAAGAGCCUGAAUGUGUUGACAAGCAACCAGUUUCAAGUUAAAAGACAAGGUCACAGACAAAAAUGAAUGAAACAAAAAAGGAGCAAAAGACAAAAGAGAACGGUCGUAAUUCAAAGGAACUCUAAGCUUUUCCAGCACGUGAAACCAUUUCAAACCUGAAGAUUGUUUUAAGUUGCUUAUCUGCCUUGUUGUACUUGUGCUCUGGUUAACUUUUUUUUAGGGCCGGAUCUAAAGCACAAGCAUGUUUUUUUGUUUUUUGUUGCUUAAUUCUACACAAGGUGACCUGAUAAAUGCCAAACAAUGAAUGUCAAAUAGGCAAAUAUCUGAAAUACGAGCAAGUUAAAGCUCCUGUGAGGAAAUGCUGGUGUGUGUUGAUUUUGGCGCCCCCUGUGGACAAAGCAGUACGUCUUCUUUCUUUACUGCCUUUGUCCUGUUCAUAUGUAGGUUGGGUUUUCUGUAAAAAAAAAAAAAAAAACCUCAUCUAGCUUUUCUUAUUUCAACAGCGUGUUGUAAAAAUGUCUGACACCUACCACCACGACAGCAGUAUGGUUUAGAAAUAAUCAGUGUUCUUGCUGGUUGUAUUGUUUGCUUUUGUAGGCCAUGUUAAUUGAUCAGUAUUCAUUUCACUCACCAGCUAAAAUCUCCUUACAGGAGCGUUAAACUGCAAAAAUGAUCCCGUAUAUCUUGCCCUGUAGCGUCCCAUGGAUAAAGGGACAGUUUGUGAGAAAAUUUUAAUGUCACUUCAAUCUAACUUUGCUCUGUAGCAUUGCUCUCUGUAGUGGUGCAGUGCAGCUGCUAGCACUGCUGACACCAAAUAUCUGCCUCCUGCAGUGCAGCACCAUCAGAGUGUCACAUUGGGAUGUUUGAAAAACUGCCCGUCAGUUAUUGUAUCAAGUUUGUUUUGUUUUUAGCGUGGUGGUUGGAAAGUCACUGCUAAAUGUACUAAGUAUUUCUAACCCCAAAUGCAUUCUUAGAGUUGUUAAAACUGCUUUAAACAUUUUUAAAGAAUAUUCACUUUUCGGCCUUUCUCCGUUUUAUCUGCAGCAUCAUCAGUCUGACAACACACCUGAAGUCAGACAAAGCUUUCUGUCUAAAGUUUUCCUGCUAACUUUACAUUUUUCAUUCUACAAAUAAUUUUCACCUCAGUCAUUUAUUUUUCUGACCUCCGGAGCGGUGACAUCGGCAGUCCAGUCCUCCACAGUCACUUCCCCCCUGAGUCACACGAUGAGCACAGUCAAACCUGUGGCCCCACUCCCUUUUCCCGCAUGUCAGGAGAAAGGGUUGGUGAGUCACUGGGGUGAAGGUCUGAGAUGAGGUCAGCCAGUUGUUAGUGGAGCAUGACGGCAGGAAGUUUUUGGUUACGAAUAAAAUCCCCCAUGACUAUGUGAAAAUGACUGGUGUCAGAAGCACCCCAUUUACAUCCAAACACCUAAAAUAAUCUCAAUGAAUACACUAUAAAGCUUUAUAUUCCAGUCUAUUACGACGCACCAAAUCUGUUUAUUUGAUUGUGUGUUUUUUUAAGUGCACAUUUUUUAAAAUCUGUUUUUUUAUGUUAUUUAUGCCUUAAGUAGUGAGGUUAGUGUGAGAAAGCAUGAUUUAUUUGAAUUCCCAGUGAUUUGUCUGAUGUCUUUAAACACAGCUUUUGUCCCUCCACAAAACAGAAUGUCAGAAACGACUCUCAACAACCUGAAAUCAUGUAAAUGAAAGUGAGCUAACUCUCCUGUUUGGGCAUUGUAUGUAACAGUAACCCUUAUCCUGUGUUUUUUUUCUUUUUUCUUUUGAAACAGUCAUGUGAAUUUCACUUGAACACAAACAUUUUCUAAACUGCCAUGAUUGCAAUGACAUCUUAUCCCUACUCAUGUGUGAUUUCUUCAAAAAACACGUUUGUGUAUUCUGCAUUCUGCUGCCUGUAGAUCAGGGAUAUAUGAAAACUGUUUCACAUCCAUUUCAUCUCUAAGAAUGAGCAUUUUGAUGCUGAACGUGUGUGUAUUAUAGCCAUACAGAAAGCUACCCACUUCACCUCCCAACAGCAAUCACUGUUGAAUCUAAACUGUUAGCUGGAUGGACAGACAUGUUCCAAUCCGCUCUGUCAGUAUCACACGUGACACAAGGCCUUUAUUGAUGAAUCGUUGCCAAGUGGACUGAACACUGGCUUUUUAAAGCAGGUCGUCUGUAACAACGGACAACUGAACUUUGAUUUCCUAAUGUCCAGACGCUACUUUUGUACCAUUCUGACACAUGAUAAUGAAAUAAACACUUAACACUU